Molecule: messenger RNA, 2464 nt
Organism: Andrographis paniculata
Lineage: Eukaryota; Viridiplantae; Streptophyta; Magnoliopsida; Lamiales; Acanthaceae
Product: phenylalanine ammonia-lyase-like
Exons: 2
Coding region: 153-2294 (713 amino acids)
Biological process (GO): L-phenylalanine catabolic process
Cellular component (GO): cytoplasm
Molecular function (GO): ammonia-lyase activity
Source: RefSeq, a predicted model, not a curated record
ACUCUACAUACUCAACCAAUUUCAAGCUUAGAUAAACCCCAAAAAUCUCCUACCUAAUAUCUUACCCACAUUUCUCUCUCUAUAUAUAUAAAGAGAAAGAAAAAAAAAAAGUAAAAAAGGAAAAAAAAAAAAUCUAUUCAAAAGUACCUAUUAUGGAAAUUAUCAAUGGAAAUUCGUCGCCGUACAUGUACAACGAUGACAAAAAUGGUGGCGGCAAUGAUUCGUUGAAAUGGGGCAAGGCGGCUGAGUCCCUAAUGGGAAGCCACCUCGACCAAGUCAAGGGUAUGGUGGAUGAAUAUAAACGGGCGGGGGCGAUCAAACUAGGGGGCGAGACACUGACAAUAGCGCAAGUGGCGGCAGUGGCGAGAAAAGGGGUUGAGGUCGAGUUAGCCGAGGGGGCCAAGAAAGGGGUUGAGGCGAGUAGCGAUUGGGUGAUGGAGAGCAUGAAUAAAGGGAUGGAUAAUUACGGCAUCACGACUGGAUUCGGAGCGACAUCGCAUAGAAGAACUAAACAAGGCUCGGUGCUACAAAAUGAACUUAUUAGGUUCCUAAAUGCGGGAAUAUUUGGCAAUGGAUCCGAGUCGACCCACGAACUUCCAAAAUCGGCCACAAGGGCCUCAAUGCUAGUAAGAAUCAACACACUCCUACAAGGAUACUCCGGGAUCCGGUUUGAAAUUCUCGACGCGAUCGCCAAACUCCUCAACCAUCGGAUCACGCCGUGCCUACCACUCCGGGGCACCAUCACCGCCUCCGGUGACAUAAUCCCAUUAUCUUACAUUGCCGGAAUUUUAUUGGGCCGGCCCAAUUCCAAGGCCAUUGGGCCCAAUGGUCAAGUCCUAAAUGCAUCCCAAGCAUUUGACCUUGCCGGCAUUGGGCCGGGCUUCUUUAACUUGCAGCCCAAAGAAGGCCUUGCCCUAGUAAACGGCACCGCCGUUGGAUCGGGCCUCGCCUCAAUAGUAUUAUACGACGCCAAUAUUCUUGUUGUCCUAUCAGAGGUUAUAUCGGGUAUUUUAGUCGAAGUUAUACACGGGAAGCCCGAAUUCACAGAUCAUCUGAUACAUAAGUUAAAACACCAUCCGGGCCAAAUCGAGGCCGCGGCUAUAAUGGAACACAUUCUCGACGGGAGCUCUUACGUUGAAGAAGCCCAAAAGCUACACGCUAUAGACUCGUUGUUAAAGCCAAAGCAAGAUCGAUAUGCCGUCCGCACGUCACCGCAAUGGCUCGGCCCGCAAAUCGAGGUCAUCCGCGCGGCGACUAAAUCGAUCGAGCGAGAGAUCAACUCAGUUAACGACAACCCUCUCAUCGACGUGUCGAGGAACAAAGCGCUCCACGGAGGCAAUUUCCAGGGCACGCCGAUAGGCGUGUCGAUGGACAACACGCGCCUCGCCGUCGCGGCGAUCGGAAAACUCAUGUUCGCGCAGUUCACCGAGCUCGUGAACGACUUAUACAACAACGGAUUACCAUCGAGUCUCUCGGGCGGUCGGGACCCGAGCCUCGACUACGGUUUCAAGGGCGCCGAGGUCGCCAUGGCGUCGUAUUGCUCCGAGCUACAACACUUAGCCAAUCCCGUGACGAACCACGUGGAGAGCGCCGAGCAACACAACCAAGACGUGAACUCGUUGGGCCUAAUCUCGGCGCGCAAAACGUCCGAAUCCGUCGACAUCCUCAAGCUAAUGUCGGCGACAUUCCUCGUCGCUUUAUGCCAAGCCGUCGAUCUUCGCCACUUGGAGGAAAAUCUAAAAGUCGCGGUGAAAAACACCAUUAGCCAAGCCACGAAGAAGGUACUCACGAUAAGUGACGACGGCGAGCUCCAUCCGUCGAGAUUUUGUGAAAAGGACUUGCUCAAGGUCGUCGAUCAAGUGCACGUGUUCUCCUACAUCGAUGACCCGUGUAGUGCCACAUACCCUUUAAUGCAAAAACUACGGCUAGUGCUCGUCGAGCACGCCCUGGCAAAUGCCGAGGGAGAGAAGGCCUAUUUCACAUCCAUUUUUACAAAGAUCGGUGAUUUCGAGGAAGAAUUAAAGACCCUUUUGCCGAAAGAAGUCGAGAGCGCUCGACUCGAGGUCGAGCGUGGGGAAUCGACAAUCGGGAAUCGGAUCAAGGAAUGUAGGUCGUACCCGUUGUACAAGUUCGUUAGGGACGAGGUCGGGACGAGAUUUUUGACGGGCGAGAAGGAGACGUCGCCGGGAGAAGAGUUCGAUAAGGUGUUUGAAGCUAUAUGCGAUGGAAGAAUGGUCGAGCCAUUGCUCGAAUGCUUGAAGGGAUGGAAUGGAGCUCCAUUGCCAAUCUCUUGAUGAAUGUUUGUUCGAAUUUCUACAAGUUUCGAACAAAAUAUAUAUAUAUAUACAUAUAUAUCUUGUAAUAUUGUUUUUGUUUUUGGAAAUCUAUCUUCUUUGAAAUUUCGUAUGUGAGAAAGACACACGUUUUUCUCUAAACGUGAUAUGGUAUACAUAUGUUCUUCUCA